AAUUGGGAGAUGAGUAUAUUUUGGCGUUUGAGUUUCCAAUAUGCACUGAGUUGAAUCUUUGAUAUAACCCUAAAUGGCAAUUGGCGCGGAAUCUAAUCAAUGUUAAAACCCUAGUUGUUGUUUUUGCGCCAUUCAAGCCUUUCUUCUCAAUCUAUUGAAGCUGCGUAAAAUCAAAACUCUGAAAGCUUACAUACUUGGAGUGCGUACUAGCAAUGGCGGAUCCUAGUUUACCUGCUACAAAUAACAUUGACUAUAUCGACGAAGACGAAGCAGAAGUAAAUGAAGCCGAUGUACACAUUUUCAUAGACGAAGAAAGCGAAAACGAUGACGAAGAUCAAUCACUAGGCAUGGAAGAUCUAUUAGUAAGCGAGGAUGACGAAUAUCAAUCACUAAGCGAGGAUGGCGAAGAAGAAGAAGAAGAAGAAGAAGAGCAAGAAGAGGAUCCCGUGGGUGGUAGCGGUGGAGAUACUGUUAUUUUUAUGAAAGAAAAACAGACAUGUGAGAGGGGUGGGAAUGGAGGAGAGGCGUCCUCAUCACAGGCUGGGACUACAGGCGGGGGACCGUGUAGAAGGGAAUUGGACGCUUGCCCUAUUUGUAUGGAUGCAUUUCACAGUGUUGGCGACCAUCAAAUCUGUUGUCUUCCUUGUGGGCAUUUAUAUGGUUUGUCCUGCAUCACGAGAUGGAUAAAGAAACAUAAACAUAAGUGUCCUCAAUGCAACAAAAGAUGCACGUUGAAAGAUGUGAGGAAAAUUUAUGGACAAGCAGUUGUGGUUGAUCAGGAAUUAGUACAAAAAUCUCAGUUUCUUGAAGCUAAAUGCACUUACCUUGAGAAGAAGGAUCGUGACUGGAAAGGGAAAGAGAUUGAGUGGAAGAAAAGAGAGGCUGACCUUAAAUCGCAAUUGCUCUAUCUUAAAGGGCGAACGAGAAGUUUGGAACUCAUGUCAAGAGACACAAAAAUCGUGCAAUCUACUGCAGCGCAUUACCUCGAUCAAGAAUCAAGUGUUCACAUGCCUCCAUCCUGUUAUUUUCUUCAGCAAGAGAUGCAGAUAACUGGUGGAAGGUAUCUUGAUUUAGAUGCUUCCAAUGAAAUUAUAGUAAUUGCCCGGAGGCUGUCUGGAAUGGCCGGAAGACAUGUUCUUACCAAAGUAAGCAUGGUUGAUCCAAAUGCAAAAGAAGAUAUUGAGCUCCUUGCUAACACAAAAGCCAUUAAGGACCUUCAUCUUUCACCUGAUGGAAAGCUAGUAUUGCUUGCAUCCUUGGGGAAAAAACUUUCGGUUAUCAGCACGGACAGCAACAAUAUAGUUCUUAAUUAUGAUUUACCGGCUGCUGCUUGGUCAUGUUCUUGGGAUGUUUGUGCCUCACAAUACAUAUAUGCAGGAUUGCAGAAUGGCGCGAUGUUGAUGUUUGAUGUGCGGCAAACAUCAAGUUUUGUGGAAUCAUUGAAUGGUCUAACUUGUAACCCUAUACACACCUUGCGGUCUCUUUUACCAGAUCGAUCUGUUGCUUCAGGUGUUAGAAGUCUCCUUUCAGCCUCUUCAACGGGCAUAUGUGAAUGGAACUUUGAUAGCAGUGAAAAAUGUCCAUUUUUGGUUCCGGAGUCCCAGAAUCAGGGAGUUUGCAUAUCUGUUGCUGGCUUUCCCAGCAGUAAUGAUGUGGUUGCUUCUUUCCGACCCAAGAUCGAGGCGUCCAGUGAGAUAGCUAUUUCACAGCCUUUGCUUACACCUUCAUCAACUGUUAUGAGCCAAGUACAAGGCUCUCAUGUUCUUUUCAGGAAAGUUGGAACCAGAUCUUAUCAGAAACUAGGAUCUAGAUUGGCAAAUGUAAAUAGUGUUAGACUUCCCAGGUCUGCAAUUGUACAGGGACAGAAUAACCACAUGCUAUUUGUUUCUGAAGAUGAAGCCUCUCACGGAUUAGCUUUACAAGAGUUGCCAUUCUUUGAGGUUGUUCAGUGCCUUGCUUCUUCUGAAUACCAACCGGUUCAUGAUCUGAAAUAUGCACGAUACCAGAAUUGUGGUUUGCUUGGUUGUCUGAGUGAUGAUAAAUUGCAACUUUACUCCACGAGACAGUUGUGAUAGCACACUCAUCAACUUAAAGCCAUUUUGUAUAUGAGCUAACAAUAUUCAACUAUGGAUUUCCUGCUAUUCUGCAUAGCAGGUUUGUACUUUCAAGUUAGUAGACUAUACAUUUUUGCUUUUAGCAUAGAAUAAGAGGGAUUCCAUUAUUUUAAUCUUUUUUUGUAUUUAAAUUUUUCUGGCUUACAUGAUUAUAUAGAUACAUCUAGUUUAUUUUUCUUGACAGAUAAUUUAUUGUUUAGGUGAGUGAGUAUCUUCCCUGAAACAGUAGUAAAUUGUUUGUAAUCUAUGUAUGUAUUUCUCAUC
This is a messenger RNA of Impatiens glandulifera, 2378 nucleotides long. Its product is annotated as E3 ubiquitin-protein ligase RFWD3-like. The record is from RefSeq and is a predicted model, not a curated record. Gene Ontology annotation, cellular component: nucleus. NCBI's taxonomy places the organism in Eukaryota, Viridiplantae, Streptophyta, Magnoliopsida, Ericales, Balsaminaceae. Gene Ontology annotation, biological process: protein ubiquitination; interstrand cross-link repair. The transcript is spliced from 13 exons. Gene Ontology annotation, molecular function: ubiquitin protein ligase activity; protein binding. The coding region runs from base 213 to 2072 and encodes 619 amino acids.